Molecule: messenger RNA, 1068 nt
Organism: Exophiala aquamarina CBS 119918
Lineage: Eukaryota; Fungi; Ascomycota; Eurotiomycetes; Chaetothyriales; Herpotrichiellaceae
Exons: 1
Coding region: 1-1068 (355 amino acids)
Biological process (GO): pyrimidine nucleotide import into mitochondrion
Cellular component (GO): mitochondrion
Molecular function (GO): pyrimidine nucleotide transmembrane transporter activity
Source: RefSeq, a predicted model, not a curated record
AUGUCUCCCACUCAUGCGAGAGACUCCGUCGUCGCUCGAAUACAGGUACACUCGGCACAGAUUCCGAAGGCGUGGAUCUCUCCCAUCUGCGGAGCUGGCGCUGGUUUCGCUUCGGGCAUCGUUACUUGCCCUUUAGAUGUGAUAAAGACCAAACUACAAGCCCAGGGUGGCUUUGCAGCCAGGUCACCCAAAAAUCCAUACACAAAAUCUUCCCAUCUUUACAAGGGCGUUAUCGGAACUGGUCGAGUGAUCUGGCAGGAGGAGGGCAUCCGGGGGAUGUAUAGAGGCCUAGGUCCCAUGCUGUUAGGCUAUCUACCCACAUGGGCGGUCUACUUGACAGUUUAUGAAAACACGAGAGAAUUCUGGUACGACACUUGUGGCAGUUGGUGGGUUGCUCGAUGUUACGCAUCCUUGACCGCUGGCGCGUGCUCUACCGUUUUGACCAACCCAAUAUGGGUCAUCAAAACCCGUUUGAUGUCGCAAAGCAGCAGGUCCGCUAGUGAUGGGAUGCGUGCCCCUUGGCAUUAUACUUCCACCUUGGAUGCAGCGCGGAAAAUGUACCAUGCCGAGGGCCUGCAGUCGUUUUAUUCGGGUCUGACUCCAGCACUUCUUGGACUGACACACGUUGCCGUUCAAUUCCCACUGUAUGAGUACUUCAAAAUGAAGUUUACUGGCUAUGGUAUGGGUGAGCAUCCACCGCAAGACAGUGGCGCAAAUUGGGUGGGCAUUUCGGCCGCUACUUUCUUCAGCAAGAUCUGUGCUAGUACUGCGACAUAUCCCCACGAAGUACUACGAACGCGAUUACAGACCCAACAGAAAAGGGGUCUAUCUUCAAGUGAUGGUCUCCAAGUUAAAGCACGGUACACUGGUAUCUUGCACAUGUCCCGGGUCAUCUUACACGAGGAAGGAUGGCGGGCUUUCUAUGCGGGCAUUGGUACCAAUCUCAUCCGUGCCGUUCCGGCUGCAAUGACUACUAUGCUCACGUACGAGUGGUUACAAAAGACCAUUCGCCACUCUCAAGAAGUCGGAGAGGAAUUGGCAAAAUCCUCCGACAAAUAUCCUGGAUGA